Messenger RNA from Lactuca saligna, 615 nucleotides. NCBI's taxonomy places the organism in Eukaryota, Viridiplantae, Streptophyta, Magnoliopsida, Asterales, Asteraceae. The record is from the annotation of a GenBank genome assembly.
AUGGAGGAAUACACUUACAGGAAUCAAGAUAUGUGGUGGGAGAGAGAAAACUCGGGCCAAUAUCAAUAUUAUAAUGAUAUCUACUAUGAGUUAUAUAAUGCUGAUCCAUAUGAUGAUGAUUUUUGGAGGACUGACGAUUCAACUCAAAGCCAACACCAUGAAUCACCUUAUUUUCUAGAGGACCAAGAAUCAAAUGAAUCUUCGUUUAGCAAGAAGUUGGAUCAAAUGUUGGACAUGUUGAAUGAAAUCUUCAACAAAGAAGAAGACAACUCCAAGUCAAUUCCAGUUAUUGAGAAACAAUUAGAACAUAUAGCUGAGCAACUAAAUCAACAAUUUUCAAACAGUCUUUCGGACACUACGUUGGUGAAUAAGGAAACUUUUCCAUGUAGUUAUAAAUUAUUUAAUAACAAAGUGUAUAAACUUACACCACCCGAACUAGAGCUUGUGGUGGAGGAUUAUGUAUCUUUAAAUAAUCAAGAGACUGAAAGUAUUUCUGAAAUUAAAGAAGUUGAAAUUGAAUUGGAUAAGUAUAAUGAAGAUUUCCAUGAGUUGAAGAGUCCAAAGUUGGGGAGGGGUUUGUGGAGGCCAAUACCAUCCCCUAACCAACAAUUUUGA